AUGUUGUCUGUUUGGCGCCACAUAUAUAUAUAUUUUUUUCGUGAAUCGGGGGUUUGCUCUGUGCAUGUGGAUAUUUUGUUGGCAUCGCGGAGGAUCUUGCAGAUUAUUCCUAUUCUUACUUUUAUUAUUAUUUCUAUUUUAUUUUUGCUGUUGUUGUUGGGUGUGCGUGGCGAUCUAAUUGCACCAGCGCGUUUUUAUGGCGUUUCAAUGGAUCAGCUGAAUGUGUCUGCAUCCAUCUUGUGGAGCAACGCAAGGCAUGACUUGUUUCCGGCUGACGUGGUGCUCGGGGAUGUUGCCGUUGUUGCAAGUGCCCCGGCCACGAUUCAGUUCUUGGGAAACAGUGAGGUGUCUUUUGAGGGUGGCAUGGCGCUCGUGGAGAGUUGUUGCACCGGGAGGAAUUCACAGAUGUUUCUUCUUGUGUUCACAGAAAGCGAUAUGAGCCUGGCGCGCAUAUUUGUGGCCGUCCAAUCCUGCGACAUCGUUGCCCACGUGGAACCGCUGGGGGGAUUACGUUCGUUGGCUCUCUGCGUCGACAUGGAUGGCCAGCUGAGGUACUUGGUAGUGGGCCCGCUGCCAACGUCAGCGAUGAUGGAGGCGUGUUUUGCGACCGGUAGCAGUGCGAAAAGUGAGUCUGAAAUCGCAGACCCGUCAACUCGUUAUCCUCUCGGCCACGAGAGUUCCGUCCGCGUGGAUUUGCCGCGGGUUGUUGACGGCAGUAGCUCUUGUGUAACGGCUGAAGGGGGCCGCAACUGCAGAGGCGGCAGCAGCGCGGACGAUGUUGUGAAGAUUUCCGUUGGACUCCUGAGAGACAAAGUGCUCAGCGUGCUUUCCGCCCAAAGGCCACAUCUUUUUGAGUUCCCAUGGAACGUUAGCAAAGGCAUGAUGACGUGGUUGAAAAGGCGAGAGGUGCUGGAGGCGCUCAGUCCGCCCUCACUCGGCCGUGCAGUAUACCUUAUUGCUGGUCACUGCACCUUUUUUGCAUCGUCAGAGGCGGCCUGCAAUGCAACCGCCUGUCACGCAUCAGACAGAAGACCAAUUGGAGCGUUGCGGGGCCUCGUUGCCGUGAUUCGCAAUGCCCUUGUGUUACUUCCGCUGGAAACAAACUGUGGCACAUCUCCGGGUACACUUGUGGUGCGCUGGAAUCAACUACUUGGGUACCAGGCCAGCGAUGUCCUGAAAUGCACGAGGGUAUUUCACGUGGCGAUGAGUGACGGAUGGAAAAAACAUGAUCGAGGUGCAUUUUUGCCCUGCGGAAUAUGGCUUUCGAUAAUUUUUCCCUCGUGGAGUGACUGCAACGCCAUGGAGUAUGCGUUGCGCACGGCCUACAUCUCGGCGACGGGCAUCGAAUGUCGCGUCCUUGAGCGGGGAAAAAAUGUCACUGUGGGGGACGCGGAGGUGUGGGGAGGCGUCUGGCCGCCAUCACUGAAGGGAACGACAAGUGCAAAGUGUAACGUUUCCUCAACAAUGAUGAUGAUGGAGCCGGGAUCAGCCGUGACGACCCGGCGUAAUUUGGCGAGGAAGGCGGAGCUUAUGCCACCAUCACCUAAGAUAACAACAGAUUUGGUGGUUGAUUGUGACGGUCGUGGGGAGGCUUGCAUUUCACGCGCGGGUUUUGUUUGGGUGCUCAUACAUCAAACGUCUUCUGUUUUGCUGCUUGUGGAUCAUGUUGCCUGUCGAAGUAUGACAGCAACUGCUGCUUCUGGUGGUAGUAGAAAUCCAUCGGAAAUUGCGGAUCUUUUUAUUGACGCAUUCACUGAGCUGCGUUCAACUCCCACACCUGGAGGGAUCGUUGGAAAUGGCGUUGACAUAUCGUUGGUUCAUGCUGCUAUUUGUGCUGAGUGCUCUUUGCGACGCAUUCCACCUGCGUCAAUGGACCCAUGCCUUUGCUGUGGUUCAGUGACAAAGCCGGUUCGUUUGUCACCUUUAUCAUCACUGGCCGUUGAGAGCCAUGAGACGAUCGAGAAUUUCUUUCCGAUGAUAAUGUCGCCUAUGUGCGCAGUGAUCAUUGUGAGGUUUAUAAUGGAGCACACUAGCGAGGCUUGGGAUGCCGUACGUGAGCGAGUUUUGCCAGCGAGAGAGAUGGCCGUAAAUUUCUCGGAACACAUUAUCCCCAACUUACUUAUUGCGUUGGACGAAAUGCGGGAAUUCCCCUUCAUUUUGUCAUUUGUAUUCAAGAACUUUUUUAUGCGUCUUCCCCCGCUGCCUCACAUUCACGAUUCUUGUGAAGAAGGUUCAGCGAAGUCGCAAGCCGCGGCGCUUCAUCUUGUGGUGCAGCUGUACUUUACUGGGUUGUGCCUUCAUGCGCGGGAGACAUACGGUUUGGGACUUCAAACUGGGAAUCUCUGGGAGGCCUUUCACUCUCUGCUGAAAUGGUGCGGAAAUGUCAUUGAGGCAGUGUUGCUGGGAGAAGAAAAUGACAUCCGCAGUGUGAAGUUACCGGAGGAGACCAUGCGGCGGGCGUUGACGGUGAGGGAUCCGCCAGCGGAUCACCCCUUGCGCCGCCUGGAGUCACUGUGGAUUGAGCAUGCACCCAGUAUGAUCACAGCCUCCCUUGCUCUUACUGCUGGGGGAGGUGCUAUCGGCGAUGAAGCGGCGAUCCAUCCACUGGCAGACGCAGCCGACGCAGCAGAACGUGGUCAAGCGAAGAAUUUGCAGAAGGGUCCCACAAAACCAUCUGCCCGCCAGCCCACAGAAUAUUUAUCGUUGGGUCCUUUUUGUAUGCCUCCAGCAUCAGGAAAGGAGAUCUUUUUUGCAGACCGAAAGCGGAGCCUCCGACGGGGAGAGAGAAAACAGGAAUUAAUGAAUGAAGUCUCCGUGCAGGUGUGUCACCUAUCGUCCCAUGCUGAUCUUCCUCCUGCCGCGGCGCAAGAAGGGGUUCAACAUCAGAAUCAACACCGGUGUUAUUAUCCGCGUUAUGGAAUAGAAACAGUUGAGGCGUCUGUGCAGACGGUGCGUACUUCCUCACAAGAAGAGGCGUUGUUGCGCUCUCACCUGCAACUGCAAACAAAGGUGCGCUACCUUGAGCGGGUGUGUGCCGACCAGCGGCCGACCUCCUCGGCAACAUCAAGUAUGCCACUAGCGGCAGAUGUAUCUGUACCAUUUCCUUACUUGAAGGCGUAUCGUUCGCAUCUUGAACACGUAACCGCGUUAGAAAAGCGGAUCGAUGAACUGAAGAGACUCUCUGAUGAGCGGCAAGAGGAGUUGUUCGCUGUGCAGAAGGAAAACUAUGCUUUGAAAAAGGCGUUGUGCGAGGCGACAUCCCCUUCGGGGAAUCAACCGGCGCCUUUUCAUGUCGCAUAUUUGAUGCUUUGUAGAGAAGCUUCACAAUUUAUGCUGGAGCGUGAGGAGCACGAGCGGGACACGAUUAUUUUCUCUGAGUGUAAAGAGAGGACGGCGCUGUUGUUCUCCCUUCUGCGUAGUUUCUCAUGA
Messenger RNA from Trypanosoma cruzi, 3429 nucleotides. RefSeq lists its product as uncharacterized. The transcript has a single exon. Bases 1 to 3429 code for a protein of 1142 amino acids. The record is from RefSeq and is a predicted model, not a curated record. Lineage: Eukaryota; Euglenozoa; Kinetoplastea; Trypanosomatida; Trypanosomatidae.